This is a messenger RNA of Spodoptera litura, 2437 nucleotides long. RefSeq lists its product as uncharacterized. Lineage: Eukaryota; Metazoa; Arthropoda; Insecta; Lepidoptera; Noctuidae. The record is from RefSeq and is a predicted model, not a curated record.
GUUGACUUGACAUAUAUAAACACAAAGCAAGGAAACAGGCAGAGACUUGAAUUAUUUUAGUAAAGUUACUUUUAUUUAGUUAUUUACUUUACACAAAAAAGUUAUUAAUCAACGUGGUCAGGCAAUUGUUUGAGUCAACAAAAUUUAACAAAAAAAUCGCAAGUUUAUUAUUGAAGACGACAACCUUGAUAUUUUGUCAUCUGUUUUAGUUGGCGCUAAAAUUUCUUCAAUAUUUAUGAACUAGAAUUUAUGUUUAUUUUAUUUUCUUAAUGUUAAUAUAAUGAGUUUAGUUAGUAUAAGCAGUUCUGUACCUCCAAUGCUUUCGAAUAAUAUAAAAGUUUUAGCCUUAGAGAAAACAUUGUUACAAGGACUUGAUAAUUUCAAAGAUCUCCUGUCUGACUUUGAACAACUUCACAUUGAAUCUAAUAGUUAUAAAACACAAUUCAUUGAACAAAAGGAAAAAUGUAGUAGUAACAGCUGCAGUAGUGCUGAAGCUCUGAAGAGGAUUAUUGAAUCCAAAGACAAUAUCAUACAGUUAGUUGCAUCAACAUUAACAAGACUAAAUGAGACGAAAGACCUGAAAAUAUUAGAUGAAGCAUUCCGAAUAUUGUUUGGUGAAACACCCACACCUGCGCCAAAGUACCAGGCUAACAUAGACAGCAAAGAGAUUAAGAAAUCACCAAUAAAGCAAGAAUUGCAUUCGUCUCUUGAAGAUGUCUCGUUUAGAGAGGAAUCUGAGUCAGAGAUUGAAGGAACGCCCACAACAGGACGAUUUAGUCCUAUUAUACCGAUGAAGAAACUUAGGGGUACUACUACAGUGACUACAUCAGAUUUUAGGGAUAAGAAAAAGUGUCCUGAUAAUUGGGCAACACCAGAAAAGAAAACUUUCAAAUUAUCCUCGUCAACUCCAGUGGGUGGCAAAAAGAUAGGCAGAUACAGACAAUCCCGACUGAACUUAGUGAAAGUGGAACAGCCGACUGUGAUAGACAUUACAUGUUCUCCGGAGUUCAGUGGCGGACGGAGGGAUGAUUUUGAUAAGGAUAAACCGCUACUUAUCAAGAAGGAAUCGAUUGAAAACGAGGACACAAUAUUACCAUCGCCUACAAGUGGACCCAAUAAUUUUACACUGUUCAAAUCUAAAGAAAGUCCGAUGAAGUUCAAGAAACCACUUAGUUUGAAACCCAAAACUGAGAAGAAGACUCCGCCAAAGCAAGUUGAUCAAAAUGUCUCACCGUCUAUAAUUAAACAGGAACUAUUAAAUACAGAAAAUGUGUUCAAAGAUAAUAUGAAUCAUAGUGUCACCUUUACUCAAGAGGAUUCUAUUAAUUUGUUGCAUCCUAAUAGACUCCCUAAGAACUUAAAACAAUCGCCAAUGAAAGUUGAGCCGUAUAAUGACGAGACGUACUGUGACACGCAAGCCAGUGUCUCGCUGUUACACCAUGUUGAUAAACUGGACAAUAUACACAAAGGAAAGGAAAAUAGCCCCAACAAAAGUCCUUUAGCUGAAAACAUCAAUAUAAUGAAUGUGCAAGACGAUGAUGAGCUUCAAGCAAGCAUGUCAGUGUUACAAAGAGAAUCAAUAAAUAAAAACGCUGUGGAUAAUGUUAAAAGAAAAAUUCCUGAAUUUGUCGAAGUAAUUGAUGAGCCCGUCCGAAAGAAAUCCGAGAAACGGCUGUUACCUGGUUGGAGCUGUGACAAAUGUAAAGAAUUUUUCGGAGAACUUUACAAGCAUGAUCCGGAGAUGAUGGCGAAGAAAAUAAACGAAUGUUCUCAUCAUAGAGGUAUGAACAACCCGACGGACCGACCGAAAACUCCGCCCCGAUUCUGGAACCCGCGCUGGGAAGUGCCUGAUGAUACCGAGGAGUUUAACAGAAUGAACAACGUUUCAUGACGUAUACAUACGGAGUCCGUGGGUGACAGCGAAGCUCACAGGUGUUCCGUCUACGGCCCUAUCGAAUUGAAUAAAUAAAACUUUGUAAAAACCUAAGAACUGUUUAAUCAGUAGAGUACCUUUAUAGAUAUGACGCAGUUUCAUUAGUCUCGCAGUAAAAACUGUUCGUACAUGUAUUGUACAUUGACCUCUGUGUAACAAGACCACACCGGUCAAGCACAGGUUGUAAUUACAAACUCAGUGUGCUAAUAACAAAAUUGUCAAAUAAUAAAAAUGUGGAUUCAUAUUUAAUUGCAUGCUUAAGCAUUUAAAUAAUAAACAUCUUUUACAAGUAGGUACCUAGAUAUCGACGUCAAAGCAUUAUCUUGUAGUAAAGUACAAAAUAAGAUAAUAUUACCGACUCGUGAGCAUGAGCCGUACCUCCUAACGAAGCGGUGACGUCACGUAACGGUACUUAUCUAAACAUUAGUACAAGUUCACAGCUAGUAUGGAAAAAGUAUUUUCUCCUUAGUUUAGUUUGUUUAGGAAUGUUGAUUUUAAAAUAAA